This is a messenger RNA of Bicyclus anynana (squinting bush brown), 3379 nucleotides long. It is a transcript of the gene Lk6, whose product is annotated as MAP kinase-interacting serine/threonine-protein kinase 1. Gene Ontology annotation, molecular function: calcium-dependent protein serine/threonine kinase activity; ATP binding; calcium/calmodulin-dependent protein kinase activity. NCBI's taxonomy places the organism in Eukaryota, Metazoa, Arthropoda, Insecta, Lepidoptera, Nymphalidae. The coding region runs from base 330 to 1811 and encodes 493 amino acids. Gene Ontology annotation, cellular component: cytoplasm; nucleus. The transcript is spliced from 7 exons. The record is from RefSeq and is a predicted model, not a curated record. Gene Ontology annotation, biological process: peptidyl-serine phosphorylation; protein autophosphorylation; intracellular signal transduction.
CAAUUCCUCAGUUGGAUUUCAGAACAUCGAAUGGGCGGGCGUGUAGGAUGGAUCGCUAAGACACCAGUAGUUUUUUUUCAUUCCGCCUUCUAGCAGUGUUUGUUUAUUACCGUCCGGCAUACUUUCCGUAAAUCCUUCUCGACGGUGGUGCUUUUAAUUUUAUAUCUUUAGCGUUUUAAUUUUUUCAAUCUUGUAUCAAAGCGCCGCGUUCCGAUUUCACGUCGAGAAGGCAGCCGCACAAGUUUGAAAGCGGCUUUUUGAGAGUAGUACCACCUACUCCCCUUAAUAAUUUUGUUAUCGCUGUUAACAACGCAUCAGGCAAAAUCAAAAUGGUGAAGAAGAUAGACAGUGAAGAGAGUGUAGAUAGCGGCGUUGGCCGUGGCAGCAGCCAGUCGGGGAGCGAGCGUGAAACAGAAGAGAUUUCGCGCGGGACCGAGCCGUCCGCGCCGGUGACCAUCCCCGACAGUGAGGAUCUGCAGCGACGCAAGGAGGAGGCGCGCAGGAAGCGCCGCAGGAAGAAGCGCUCCGGCAGCUCGGUGGUCACGUCAUGUUUCCAAGACCUUUACAAGCUCACGGGCGAAGUGCUGGGCGAGGGCGCGUACGCCUCGGUGCAGACCUGCGUCAACAUCUACACCGGGCAGGAGUUUGCAGUGAAGAUCAUCGACAAAGUGCCGGGGCACGCCCGCGCCCGGGUGUUCCGCGAGGUGGAGACCUUCCACUAUUGCCAGGAUCACCCGAACAUAAUCCAGCUCAUUGAAUUCUUUGAGGACACCGACAAGUUUUAUCUUGUCUUCGAGAAGAUCAACGGCGGUCAGCUUCUGUCGCGAAUACAGGAGCAUCACUAUUUCUCAGAGCCGCAGGCGGCGGAGAUAGUUCGCGAGAUAGCCAACGCCUUGCACUUCUUGCACGGCAAGGGCGUCGCCCACCGUGACUUGAAGCCGGAGAACAUCCUCUGCGUCAACCGCGACAGUCUCUGCCCAGUUAAGAUUUGUGACUUCGAUCUUGGGAGCGGCAUCAGUUUCACUUCGAGCCUCGCGAGCCCACUGGCGACCCCGCAAUUGAUGACGCCGGUGGGCAGUGCCGAGUUCAUGGCUCCGGAGGUGGUGUCGCUGUUCGCCGGUUCGGCGGCGACGCACUACGACAAGCGCUGCGACCUGUGGUCGCUCGGCGUCAUCGCCUACAUCCUGCUGUGCGGCUACCCGCCCUUCCGCGCCGACUGCGGUGCCGACUGCGGCUGGGAGCGCGGCGACAACUGCCGCGCUUGCCAAGAUCUGCUUUUCACUUCCAUCCAGGAGGGGCACUACUCGUUCCCCGAGGAGGAGUGGGCGCACAUCUCGUCGGAGGCGAAGGAUCUGAUCGCGCAGCUGCUGGUGCGCGAGGCGUCGCACCGCAUCAGCGCCGAGCGCGUGCUGCAGCACCCGUGGUUGCGCCGCGCCGACGCCGCCGCGCACUACCCGCCGCUGCGCACCCCGCAUAACAUCAAACGCAACAUGUCGGCUCGGAACCUGUCCAAUUUCGCCGAGUCGGCCAUGGCGGUGAACCGGGUGAUCCAGCAGCACUUCUCCAUGAACUACUCGUACAUGGAGCGGCCGGCGGCCGCGCUGCGCUGCUCCAAGUCGUGCCACCCCAGCCCCGACACCGUCGCCCGCGAGAGCAUCUUGGAGGACGAGUUGGAGCGCACCGGGCUGGCCCUCCAGGGCAUGCGCUGCGGCGACGAGUACUGCGCGCCCUUCGGCCUCUCCCCGCCGACCGAGUCGGAGCUGCUCCGUCGUCGCCACCAGCUCGCUGACAAGCCCCUCCCCGUUCAUUAGCUACCGUUCUCGACCGGUCUCCUAUUAUCGCCUCAUCUGUUUAAACCUUCUUGGUGAUCUCAUCUAUUGGCGCCACAUCGACCUGAACCCUCAUACCCCGAUCAGUACUCCGAGCGCUAGUUUGUGAUCACGAUUCCGAGGAGAGUUUGGAGCCCACGUGAUAGUAUGUACCGGUGCCCUAGACACCCGCCGAUUCGAGAGCCGAUCCGCGGCAGUGCUUCCCCUGUGCCGUUUUGUCGAUCUGGUGAUGAGAUCGUUCUCACAUGUGAUAGUGAACUCGUAGUAUGCGCGGUGCCGAAUUCCUACGCGUAUCCAGUUGUGUAUAGUUAGUGAUAGGGGCUGGGGACGAGCCGGCCCAGUCACAUUCCACCGAGCGCCACAGUACAAGGACAAUGGAUCUACCUCCGGUCAGAGAGUCGCUCGCGGCGCGAUCGUCGCGUCGCCCGCGCGACCGUCGCGUCGCGAGUCGUCCGCGUAUGUUUACAGUUGCAGCGAAACGGUUAAACAUCGGCGAGAGACUGUGCCAAUGGAUAAUUCCUCCAGUGAUAGAUCCGAUCGCAAUUUUACUGUGAACGGUACUUAGAGCUGUAACAGUUUUAUUUGAGCCUUUAAAGAUAUAUAUUUAUGGAUAAAUAAAAACGACUGAAUAGUUUUUAUCGAUAUGUAGAAUGUUAAUUGUGAGUUUUAUGUUCAGGCGGUGACCGCCGAGACCGUCGCCGGUCGAUAAAAUCGUAUUAUACUGAGAUAGUUGUGCUGAUCUACAUACUUUAUAACGAUUACAGAAAUAUAUUUUUUGGAUUUAUGAAAUCCGUUAUAUGAAAUUGAGCUUGUUUGUGUGAUGCCUUGUGAUCGUGGCCUACCCUUGAUGCAAUAAAAUUUUUGUUACUUUCUAUAGUUUUUUUUGGAUACUAGUCUGUUUGUGAUUGUAUGAACUUUUUUUGCAUUUUUUUUGCACAUGGCAAAACCACAUCUCAUUUAUAUGUUUAAGAAUGAAUCGAGCUAAGAUUGUAAGAGUUAGGGACAGUAUGUGACAUUUUCGCUGAGAGUUCAAGUGUUUAUGUAUGUAAAUACGCAUAAUUACAGAAUAGGAAUAAAAUUCGCUUUGUAUCGUGUUGUGUGGAAAGGGCACUCGCGAACCGUUUGUAUGAAAUGUCAUAUAUUUUUGACUAGAACUGUGUUGGUUAAGAGUUGCAUGGGGUUCCAUGGAGCUGCCAUAAAAUUGUGAUCAGUUUGAAUACUUUUAUAUUGCCGAAGAAUGAAAAUGUUAUAAUAAUGUUAAGUGUAGAUUUGCUAGACUGUACCUACCCUGCGAACGCUUUGAUUGGAAAAGGUCGCACCCCCUCGCCACCUAACAUUGGACGGUACUUUCAUUUUUUUUUCACAAAUUUAAUAUUUUACUCCAUAUUCAUAUUAGUUACGUUACGAACUAUCAUACUAAUUUAUUUUACUUAGAGGUGGCUUUAUCCAAUCAAUACCUAAACUUAUCGCAGUUAUUUGUUAAAAAACUUGUUUUCGACUUAAUCAUUGAUUUUCAAUUAUUUGAAAUACAGAUGUUUGAAUUUUUAAUA